CCGGACCUGCCCGACCUUCGCGGCAGGGAGCUGCACGACAAGGCCAUCGGCUGCAUGGCCAUCGCCCCAAACUCCGUCACCAUGGCCACGGGGAGCGAGGACGGCUUCGUCAGGCUGUUUUCCAUCAAGAGUCCCGCCGGGGAGGAGCUCGCCGUCGCAGCAGAGUUUGUCGAGGCCUGUGCCCGCUUUGGGGGGCCCGUCAGAGCCCUCGAUUUUUCACCGACGGGCGCCUUCUUGGCCGCCGGAGGGGACGAGCCGGGCGUCCUCAAGAUUAUUAUGACCGCGCAGACGUCCAAUGUGACGAUAUUGAGAGCCCCCGCUGCGGGGAUGGGCAAUGACGCCAUUUCUUCCGUCGCUUUCGACCCCACCGGCGAUUUUGUCGCCACAAUUGGCGAAAAGGGAAAGGCCGUUAUUUGGGACGUGGAAAAGUGCAAGCUCAUCUCCGAAGUCGACUUGAACAACAGAACCGCCAAUUGCCUGUCCUGGGCACCCGGAGGAGGAAGCAUUGUGUUUGGCACCAACAAGGGUAUUGUCGUAGCGGCUCGGACUACUUGGUUGUUUGAUCAUCUGCUUGAAGAUACGGCCGAUCAAGAUGAUGACGACGACGAGAUUUAUGCUGCAUCCUCUGGCAAAGACUCCGUGUCAGCCCUAGCGUGGAGCCCGAAUGGCCGCUACUUGCUUGCUGCCAAGGAGGACGCGAGCAUUUCCCUGUGGGAUGUGCCUGUGAAAAAGGUCCUGGGAUGCUGGAAGGCUCAAGAGGCGCCCCAGCGGCUCCUCUGGCAUCCCGCAGUCAACGCCAUGCUCUUCAUUGACAAGAUUGGGCAAUGGGGCAUUGUCCCGGACGUUGUCCCGCAGCACAUGCUGUCUCCCCAUUCCGAUGCCCCGUCCGUCGAGCUUCCGGUUCUGCCGGAGACGAAUGGGAAGCAAAACGCCAAGGAUAUCAUGGCCGACCUGGGGGACGACGACGAUGAUGGCACUGGUGAUGUCCGCCGCUCCAAGGGAGCAAAGCUGCGUCGCCAGAUGCAACAAGAGCGCAAGAAGAAGACGCAAACGGGAAAGGCGAACAAGAACAAGAAGAACAAGAAGAAGGGCAUGAAUGCCGAGGCGACAGAUGACGACGAGAACGAUUUUGAAACUGACUUUCAGUUUAACGCGAGCGAUGUGGAAGCGGACGAUGAGGACGAUGUCCGUGACAGAAACGAGGAUACCUCUGAAAGCGAAGGGGCAUCAGAAUCAGAUGAGGAGAUCCCCGGUGAGUUUGCCGGUCUGGAGAACGGCGGCGUGCGUCUGCCGAGAAGAAAAUCAAGGUCCAGCUCAGGGGGCCGCAGGCGAAGAAGUCGGUCAAGUUUUGUUAGGCAACGCCCUUUUGUACCUACUUCAACCCCGCUAUUGGAAAAGAAGAACAAGAAGAGACAUAUUCUAGCGUGGAAUCUGGUAGGAGCUGUCCUGUCAUUCGACGAAGGUUCGCAUGAUGUGGUGGAAAUCGAAUUUUCCGACGCGACGAAACGAAGUGUCGGAAUCAAGGAUCACUUUGGCUACACGAUGGGAUGCCUCUCCGAAACCGGAGUGUUGCUCGCAUCCCCUAAGAAAGCGGAACACGGGAGCUUGAUCACGUUCCGCCCCUUCUCGUCAUGGUCGAAUAAUUCCGAUUGGACGCAGUUCCUCCCAGCAGACGAAGACAUCUCGGUGGUCGCGCUUGGCCAGCGCUUCGCGGCGGUUGCCACGACACCAAACAAUGUGGUCCGCCUCUUUUCCCUGACCGGAAUCCAAACGAGCACGUUUGGAGCGCCAGGUACGGUGAUAUCCAUGGCCGCCAGUGGGGACCAGCUGGCCGUCGUCUACGCUUCGCGCGAGUCACCCGUGCUCAUGUGCGAACUGCUGGACGUGAGCACACUGGGUGACGUGGAAAAACUUUGCUUCUCCGGCAACAUGAUGAUGUGCCCGGACACGAGAUUAGAAUGGGUCGGCUUCGCAGCGGACUCGGGAGACCUGUGCUCGUACGAUUCAAACGGCUGGUUGUGGAUGCUAACCGACCCGAAAGGGGGAAAACGUUGGGUCCCCUUGAUGCAAAACGCGGCAAAAGCAGCCGAAUGCGACUGGUUCUGGGUAGCGUCCGCAACCUCAUCAAACCUAAUCGGUGUACCCUGCCUCUCCAACGAGCGUCACCCGCCCGCCAAGCCACGUCCAGCCCUCCGCACGCUCCCGCUCUCCUACCCGGUGAUCGAGCAGGUGAGCAAGUCCGGCAAGGCGACGAUCACCGAACGCUACCUCCGCACGAAGCUACAGCUGCGUCGCGCGCUCUCUGCCAAAGCCGAGGUGGACGAGGGCGCGGACUCGGACGACCCGGACGCGGACGCGGCCGAGGACGUCGUGCGGCGCAUGGAGGUCGAGACCGACAAGUGCGUGUUGCCGCUGAUGGAGGAGGCGUGCCGCACCGAGCACAACAUGCGCGGGCUCGACCUCGCGACAAGGCUGCACACGAAAGUGUCGUUCAAGUACGCCAUUGAGCUCGCGACGCACUUCAAGCGCGAGGCGCUGGCUACGCGCGUCAAGCAAGUCGCGUUGCGUAAGAUGGAAGUCAUGGACACCGUGCAGAGCGGCGAGCGCGUGCCGCAUGUGCAGAAGAGGGUCGCGUCGUCGCCAGUCACGCCCGCGCCGGAGGGCCCGCGCGUGGUCGAGAAGGGCGCCAACGCAUUGCCCGAGGUGGACAUGGGCGACAUCUCGGACGACGAGGAGGAGCCGCUGCGCAGGGGGGCCGGGGAAUCAGAGGGGCCCGAGGAGGCCGAGGGGGAGGUCGAGGGGACGGAGGAGGCCGAGGGGGCAGAGGAGGCCGAGGAGGCCGAGGAGGAAGAAAAGGCGAAGAAGCGCAAGCCUGUGGAGAAGCGCGGGUCGCUGGCCAAGGAGGUAGAAGAGCGUGCGGCGCGCAAGCGGAAGCUGCGCGCGAUUGAGAUGUCGCAGGCGAGCGUGAAGGGCGCCGGGCCGGGGGGCAAGCGGGCGAAGACGGCGGAGGGCAGCGCGAAGAAGAGGCCGCGCAACCGCUUCUUGAAGAGAUAGAGGGAAAGUUGAAUCGUUUGUAUCGUUUGAAUUGAUCCGCGUGAUCGGGUCGUAGGGUUUCGACGCGAGGUCAUACCAUAAAGUUAUAUUUUUGU
Molecule: messenger RNA, 3149 nt
Organism: Chondrus crispus (carragheen)
Lineage: Eukaryota; Rhodophyta; Florideophyceae; Gigartinales; Gigartinaceae
Exons: 2
Biological process (GO): mitotic cell cycle; DNA repair; DNA-templated DNA replication
Cellular component (GO): nuclear replication fork
Molecular function (GO): protein binding; chromatin binding
Source: RefSeq, a predicted model, not a curated record